Molecule: messenger RNA, 252 nt
Organism: Hepatospora eriocheir
Lineage: Eukaryota; Fungi; Microsporidia; Hepatosporidae
Source: the annotation of a GenBank genome assembly
AUGAUAAAUCAUAUUCUUUAUCAAAGAAAUAAGUAUAAUCACUCAUUGAGCAUAUCAAGGUUAGUUUUUAAAAAUAGAACAUUAAUGAGUUUGAUUUUAUUUGUUGUUAAUACUGUUUCAGGUGGUGUAAAUGGAUUCAAUGUUUAUCUAUUUUAUACAUCAAUGAUAAGCUUCAACAUACUCGCGACACUUGAUGUUCUAUUUUCUAUUAAAGAAAUGAUUAGCUUUAAUAGAAAAAUAAAACUUAAAUAA